CGGUCGUUGACGUACAUGGCAGUCCAGUGCCACGUGUGCGUAUGCCGUUCCGUUGUUGGUUCACAAACGCGCCAGUAAAACACACUUUUCAUAACCGUUUUUUUGUUUGUUUCGAUAAGAAAUAUGGUCCGAAAAUGCAUCGUUUGCAAACUGCCGAUGAACACGGGAAACAAGGAAAUUUCGUUUCAUUCGUUCCCCAAAGACCCGGCGCGAAGAAAACUCUGGAUGAAAGCGUGUAUGAUCAAUCUGCACUUGGCUUCGUACGCGGUGUGCUCGAAUCAUUUCUUACCCGAACAGUACUUGCCCUGCGGAUACUUGAAGAAAGACGCCGUUCCCGUCGUGGCGUUGCCUUCUUCGUCGUCCGCCGUAAACCAACUCCUUCCGCGCCAGUCUUAUGCUGCUAGGAUUCGACAACUUGCCGGUCCGUCGCAAACCCAGACACAACCAAGCGGCACUUUAGUUAGCACUCCUGUGGGAUUGUUGUUGGUUGUAAAAAAUAAAGAACCGGAAACGCGGGAUCCAGCAACACCCAGUCCAGAAUUCAGUACAGUUGCUACGAGCCCGAGUCCAGGCCCUCCGACGGGAAGGCGAAGGAUUUAUAAUCCGUGCCACAUAGGCGAUUUAAAAGCCGAACAUUUCGAUUCGCCGGGGAGGGCAGAAAGACUGGUGAAGAUGAUAAAACAGAAAUACAAAACCAAACAGUCGCAGUGUAAGAAAAUGAAAGGGAAAAUAAGACGACUCGAAAACAAAGUCAGAGCGUACCAAAACGCCGUAAGGGCUUUGCAGCAAAAAUAAACAUAAUGUAAAAUGUAUUCCUAAAAACUGUUAAUUGUGCUAUAAUUUUGUUCGAAUUUAAACUUCGGCAUUAUUUUUCUUUUAAUCGGCUCUAUUGUAUUUGCUAUCAUAUUAACGAAUUUGUAUAAUAAAUGGCUGUUUAUUUUAAUAAAA
Messenger RNA from Adelges cooleyi (spruce gall adelgid), 948 nucleotides. RefSeq lists its product as uncharacterized. Bases 124 to 795 code for a protein of 223 amino acids. The record is from RefSeq and is a predicted model, not a curated record. The transcript has 4 exons. NCBI's taxonomy places the organism in Eukaryota, Metazoa, Arthropoda, Insecta, Hemiptera, Adelgidae.